UCGAGAAACAAAUGAGAAAUGGGUACCUCGACGCAUCAAGAAGAGAAGAAGCAAAAUGGGCUCUCAAGCGCUAUCAUCCUCAUGUUUCUUUCGCUCAAACUGGGUGGCUUUAAAUUCUUCUCAACCAUCAUCUUCGUCAUCAAGCCUCAAGCCUUCUAUACUUCUUCCUCUCAAAGCCAAAAAUCCUCCAUACCCUCUUCAUGCCAAUGCCAUUACUGUUACCUUCUCUUUCCCCAGAUUCCACAGGUUGAAAACCAGAGCUGCCCUUGAUGAAAAAGACCAAAGCCCUCCUACCCCACUUCUUGUUCAACAGCAAGAAGAAAAAGAGGAGGAAGAAGUGCGGACUCAAAGCAACCCAGAGGUAGAGGAGAGUGUGAAAGUGCUCAAGAAUGCUGCAAAGACAAGAAAGGUUGCGGCAAAGGAGGUUUUAUCAGCUCUAGCUGUGAUUGAGAAGGCUAAAAUGGAUCCCUCAGGGUUUCUUGAAACACUUGGUGGGUCAAAAUCCCCAGGCAGAACUUGGAUGCUUAUUUUCACUGCUGAGCAAUUGAAGGGUGGAAGAUACUUCCCUCUUACUGCUGUUCAGAGGUUUGAUGCUGCUGAAAAGAGGAUUGAAAAUGGAGUAUAUCUUGGGCCAAUUGGAUGCUUAACAUUUGAAGGCAGAUUUACAUGGAAAAACAGGAUAUUGGCCUUCAUUUUUGAGCUUGUUCGUGUGAAAAUUGGACCUCUAAAUCCUUUGGAGAUCAGUCUUGGCCAAAUCGACGAUAGAGAACCAAGCACCAAAGAUCCAUUCUUUAUAUGGUUUUACAUUGACGAAGAAAUAGCAGUUGCUCGAGGCAGGAGCGGGGGAACUGCAUUUUGGUGUCGAUGUCGUCGUGUUACUACCUGAUUCAUUUUAAACUACUGUUGAGUUAAGCACUCAUUAUUCAUACAACUCGUAAGGAUGGUAAUCUUUUCCAAUAUAUGGAUACAGCUAAGUAUGCUUGUAAAAUGUCAGCUAGGUAUUACUACAAACUUUAAACUAGUGCUUGUUUUAUUAGAAACUUUAUACUGCAAAAGAACAUUGGUGGUGUUGUGUAUAUAAAUCCUAUAAGCUCAUGAUUGUGAGGUAGUUACAUCA
Molecule: messenger RNA, 1117 nt
Organism: Hevea brasiliensis (rubber tree)
Lineage: Eukaryota; Viridiplantae; Streptophyta; Magnoliopsida; Malpighiales; Euphorbiaceae
Exons: 4
Coding region: 56-886 (276 amino acids)
Source: RefSeq, a predicted model, not a curated record